Messenger RNA from Amyelois transitella, 5076 nucleotides. RefSeq names its product glycerol kinase (gene Gk1). The record is from RefSeq and is a predicted model, not a curated record. Gene Ontology annotation, cellular component: mitochondrion. NCBI's taxonomy places the organism in Eukaryota, Metazoa, Arthropoda, Insecta, Lepidoptera, Pyralidae. Gene Ontology annotation, biological process: triglyceride metabolic process; glycerol-3-phosphate biosynthetic process; glycerol metabolic process. Gene Ontology annotation, molecular function: glycerol kinase activity. The transcript has 8 exons. The coding region runs from base 201 to 1745 and encodes 514 amino acids.
AAUAAGUAGUUACGUAGAAAAUUAUCUUUUAAAUUAUUGUAGAGGAAAAGAACAUUGAUAUGUAAUUUAGAAUCUAAAGUAUUGUAUGUCCCUUUGUACAUCAAGUGGCUUGUUAUAAUCUCUUGCGGGUCAAAGUGCACUUAGAUAAACCAUAAAUGCGUACGUGCUGUUAAAACUUGAUAGUUUAGUAAUUAUUUGCAAUGUCAGAAUUUGGGAAAUUUGGGCCUCUUGUUGGGGCUAUAGAUGAAGGGACUUCCAGUGCGCGAUUUAUAAUUUUCAAGGCUAACUCUGCCGAGGUUAUAGCUUAUCAUCAGAAAGAGCUGGAACAGCGGUUUCCACAGGAAGGAUGGGUGGAACAAGAUCCGUAUGCGAUUUUAGAAGUUGUUACGACCUGUAUACAAAAAGCUGUCGAAAAGUUGAUAGAUUUAGGAGGCAGUGUCAAGGACAUUGUAGCUGUGGGAGUGACAAACCAAAGGGAAACAACUAUUGUGUGGGACCGGGAGACUGGUAAGCCUCUAUACAAUGCCAUAGUAUGGCUUGACAUGCGGACUUCCUCAACAGUAGACAAACUACUCGAUACAGUGCCAAACAAGACCAAAAACAAGAAUUACCUAAAGCCCUUGUGCGGUCUCCCCCUGUCUCCAUACUUCAGCGCAGUCAAGUUGAGGUGGCUCUGCGACAACAUAGAGGCUGUGAAGGUCGCAAUGAGGAACGGCACAUGCUGCUUCGGAACUGUGGACACAUGGAUCAUUUGGAAUCUAACAGGAGGUCCAAAAGGUGGCGUCCAUGUCACAGAUGUCACCAAUGCUUCCCGCACUAUGUUGAUGAAUAUAGAAAAUCUAAGUUGGGACCCAUUGCUGCUAAGAUUCUUUGAAGUUCCUAAAUCAGUGUUGCCAAAAAUCAAAUCCAGUUCUGAGAUCUAUGGCCACAUAGCCGAUGGACCUCUCAAAUCUGUUCCUAUAUCUGGCUGCCUCGGGGACCAGCAAGCGGCUUUGGUCGGUCAAAUGUGCCUUCAAAAGGGUCAAGCUAAAGCGACAUACGGAACUGGUUGCUUUGUGCUAUACAAUACGGGCGAUAUUCGCGUGAACUCAAGACGGGGCCUGCUAACUACAGUGGCAUAUCAGCUGGGCGCCAAUAGUCCACCAAGUUAUGCUUUGGAAGGCUCAGUGGCCAUAGCUGGCGCGGCUCUAGGGUGGCUUCGGGACAACCUUGGUCUGAUAGAAGACGCCAAAGAGUCCCAGGCGUUAGCUGAAACAGCCACGGAGGACGGCAGCGUAGUUUUCGUACCGGCUUUCAGUGGUCUAUACGCACCUUAUUGGAGGCAGGACGCUAGAGGGGUGAUAUGCGGCAUGACCGAGGACACAAACUCAAACCACAUAGUGAAGGCGGCCCUGGAGGCAGUCUGCUACCAAGUGAGGGACAUCCUGGACGCCAUGAACGAGGACUGUGGCAUUCCACUGCAGCUGCUGAAGGUCGACGGUGGUAUGACAUCAAACGGCCUAGUGAUGCAAAUGCAAGCAGAUCUAAUCGGUAUCAACGUUAUACGAGCAGGUUUCGCUGAAAGUACCGCCUUGGGGGCAGCCAUGGCGGCCUACCGCGGCUUAGACGACGAGGCCCAAGUGACACCCAUACAAAUGGCUUCGGGGACCACGUAUGUGCCUAGAAUUACAGAGGACGAACGCGAUAUGAGAUACAAACAAUGGAAAAUGGCCGUCGACAGGUCUUUGGGGUGGGACCAAAAUUAAGGUCAUAGAUUUCGGAAUAAUAUAAGACUGUAGAAUUGUUAAAUAGUGAAUUAGGUCGUUGCCAUUGCUGAGACAUUACGAUUUCAUGUUGCAUCUCAAUUUUGACAUUUAGUUUACAGCUCUACAACUGCGCAGCAACUUGCGUGUGAAUCAGUGCAAUGACACGUAAUUCCUGUAGUUUCAAGUACAAGAUGCCAUUUCUAUUGUCUUACAUUACUCUAAUUUCUAUGGUAACGGUUCAAGUUCAAAGUGCGCUAUUUUUACAAAGAGAGAUAUAUAUUUUAUUAAUUAAGUGUAGUUGUAACUGAAAAGACAUGUCAAGUAUUGAGAAAUUAAUAGUCCGUUUUUAAUAGAAAAAAAACAUAUAAAGACAAAUUGAUAAUCGUUUUAGAAAACCGAUUUAUUUUCCUUUCGUUCAGAAGUUUCAAAAAAAAAAUACCGUUUGUUAUUCAUAUUACGAUUUUAAUUUAUAACUGAAUUAAAUUUUUUAACUUUUAGUUAAUAAAUAAAAGGCACCUAAAAAUUAUUUUUUACAAUAAGAGUCAUAAAAUCCUUUUACGUUUUUGACCUUAAUAUCUUAAAAAUACCUUUAAGAUGUACCUGUAAUAAACUAAGGAUAGUUAUAUUAACCAACAUUAACCUGUGAGUUUAUUUAAGAGUUAAAUUUAAAUGACAAACUAAUAACACUACAUAUGAAAGACAUAAUAUUAUGUAAUUUUAAUGUAAACAAUUAUAUUAUUGUAUAAUAAUAAUUAUGACUAUUCUACUACAAAAUUGCCUUAAAGCAAAUUUUAUCUUAUUUUGUAAAGAAUUUGCCAAAAGAUUAGCGACGUACCACUAAAGUGUGAAUUGCACCGUAGAAUUGUUAUAAUUAACAACAAAAAUUAUAUUUAGGUAACCAAAAAUUAACAGUAAUAUGCUGCAACUCACACUAAUAUUUAUAAGAUAUCUUAAUGUGUUUAACAUAAAUUGAGGCAUAUUAUUUAAUAAAGAGUUAAAAAGAACUUAAUUUAUUGAUAAACAUACCAAGAUUAUAUUAUUGAAAAUCUUAUCAUCAUAAAAUUAUUGAAAAACACAACCCAUUUGACGUAGGUUAAGUACAGGUAUACCUAUAUUACGAAUAUUUUUAUUAAGAUUGACGAAGAGUUUGAGGAACAAAUGUAGUGUAAAGUUAAAGUAACAUUUAAUCUGAAAUUUUCUUCAAAUUUAAUUUACUUCAAUACAUGGCCUUACUCGUUGGCACUAUAUAUAUAUUUUGUAGUAUAAAAUGUGGUUGUACAAAAUUAUGGUGGCUUCACAAGGUGCCUAAAUGUUACAGCCGAAACGACAAGUUAAUGUGCAAAAACAAUAAAAAAAAUAGUAUUAACUGGACAAAAUAAAUUCAAAGAACUAUUGUAAGUAAAUAAGAUUCCCGUACGAGUGUGCUCCUCGUGGGAAUUAAGUUCUAGAAUUAAAUCCUCCGUGCUACUAUAGUGAACAUUUCUACGCUCAAUCGUUACGGCUGCCCCUGGUCUGUCAAUCACUUAUACGUAAAUUUACUAUAAUGAUAGAAAUAUAAUACGUAGAAACUCUAUAAAGGUUAAGAAUUUCAUUUCUUUACUUCCAUGUACUUGGUUUGUGUAAGAUUUGAAAACCAAUGUUAACUCAUUACAAUGAGUUAACAUUGGUUUUCAAAUCUUACGCUAUUAUGCUAUGUUUAUGUUACAACAUAAACAUAGCAUAUAAUCACGUCUCGUCGCGCCAACAGUCUUCAAAAAACCGAAGGCCUACGUUCAGCUGUUUGGCACAAUGAGAGAAUUGAAAUUGUGACAGGUUGCUCUCUCAUUGUAUUUUCAUUUUAAACAUCACUGUCAAAAAUUACAAAAAAAAAAAUGUAACUUAACAACUGUUUCUAUUUCCUCCCCAUCCAUUGGUUGUAGCCAUAACCGAUAGUACCUCCCAUUAUACUUCUUAAUAUAUUCCAUACUAAUGUAUUAUUUUAGUGUGCAAUAAAGAGUUAUGAUACAUACUUUCAAAAUAAAAAAAAGAUGUUGAACAAAAUCGAUUGUAUUGACUUAAUGAUAAAUGACACCGAAAUGCUGUUCACAUAAUGGUUGUUACCUAAUAAGGUAUAGUUUUUUAAAAGAAUUUAUCGGGUAAAUGUAUUUGUGUAGGUAAGUACUAAGAAAAAAGAAAAUUUGAAAUUUGUAAGAAAGAAAAAUAUGUAAAUAAUAUUAAAAUAUCAUAGCGCUUUUUAUGUGAUUUACUUUCAGAGCUUGUUGUAUAUUUUUUUUAUUAUUUUAUGGCGAAUUUACUUCAAGCCGAUUAUGAAGUGAAUUUUACGAAACUAUAUAGUGACAAAAAGUUCUAAUAUAUUAUUAUAUUUAUAAUUGACAAAACAUUUUUAACAUGAAUUUAUUUUAUUAUAAUAAGGACGAAUGGCAAAGAUUAUUUUAAAAGUUUUAUUGGAAUACCAAUAGUGGAUAAAUAAAGUGUAAUAGUUAAAACGUCAAGAUUUAACACUUUUGUGCGUUCAUUUUUUACAACAAAGUAAGUCUCUGUAUUUUACCUGUACUGUACUGUACUUAGAUUUUAUAUUAAUACCUGUUUUCACCGACAUUAAAUGCAGAUUCUAUAAAUGAUCAAUAAACUUACACAGUCUUUACAAAUCCACAUAAUCUUCUCUUAAUUUUUAUUUUAAUUCGAUUCGACAAAGCAAACGAGUGCGGACAUUUUAGUUAACUCAGACCGCCGACGUUAAUCUAUUUCGCAGAACAUGUAAACCAAAUAAUAAAAUUAAUUAUUGUGUAUGGUAAUUUGAUCCUGAUUAGAAAAAUUUGCUAUAUUGCUGCAGAAUUAUAAACAAAUGCAGCCAAAGUUCAUGCCACCCGAUUGUUAAGUCCAAAAUGUUUGUAAUGGCGAAGUUAUUGUAACUUUGUUCAAUCAUUAGAUGUUAGUACAUAUUAAACAAUAUCCAGUUUAAUUUUAAUUAAUAUAAUAAAUUACAAUUGUAAUUAACCCCGCUAAAGUUAUUAAAUAUAAAUUAACACCUAAUAUAGCUGAACAUUUUUCUUAGCUGUAACAACGAUAGUAGAUUCGCAAUUUUAAUAUGUUAUUAUAAUUUCUGAACCAUGCAUUAUAAAAUCCAAUUUUGUUUGUGCCCGUAAAAGUUAGGUUAGAAUAUUCCAAAAAAAAUUCAGGCAAGGCCACGGAACCAGUUUUUCCAUUAAACUUACAAAAUUAAAAUAAAUUCCAAUUUUGUUCUCGUUGGACUCUAGAAAUAUUUGUAUUUGUUGUAAUCUGAUGCUGUAUUUAAUGUAAAUUUCGCUGUUGAAUAAACAAUGUUGAUUUA